AUGCAAACGAAGCAAAAGCUGCUCCAGAGUCACCAAAGGUUUCUGGUGUGUGCUUUCCCUUCGUCUCAGCCUGAGGCGUCUCUUACACACAUCUUAACACUAGGCAUCCCUUAUGCGUCUCUGACAGUGGGAGCGCCGCGGGAGAUCUUCCCGGAUGAGCGACGGGUGUCUCUUACACCCCAGAACGUCGCGCUCCUCAAGAAGAAAGGCUUUGCUAAUGUUCUUGUCGAGAAACAUGCUGGUGCACAGGCUCAGUUCCUGGAUGAAGAAUACUUAGCAGCUGGGGCUGCUAUCGUGUCUCGAGAUGAACUCUUCGAUAGAACGGAUAUUAUGCUCAAAGUGCAAGCACCAUCCAUUGAUGAAGAGGCCAAGGGCAUGAAGGAGGGAAGCACGGUCAUUUCGUUCCUAUACCCCGCAAAGAACAGGGCCGUGUUAGAUGCACUGGCGUCGCGUAAAGUUAAUGCGUUUGCUAUGGAUAUGAUUCCUCGUAUUUCUCGUGCUCAGACGUUUGAUGCACUGAGCUCGAUGGCAAACAUUGCUGGCUACAAGGCUGUAUUAGAAGCCUCUAAUCAUUUUGGAAGAUAUCUUACGGGUCAGGUUACCGCAGCUGGGUCAGCCUCAAUUAUUCCACCUGGUAAAGUUCUCGUCAUCGGUGCAGGUGUUGCUGGAUUGAGUGCCAUCGCUACUGCCCGUCGACUUGGUGCUAUUGUUCGCGGUUUCGAUACACGGUCUGCUGCUCGUGAACAGGUGCAAUCACUCGGUGGUGAAUUCUUGGAAGUUUCCAUGCAGGAAGAAGGAGGAGGCGGCGGCGGUUAUGCGAAGGAAAUGUCGAAGGAAUUCAUUGAGGCCGAGAUGGCACUGUUCAUGGAACAGUGCAAGGAUGUCGACAUUGUUAUCACUACAGCUCUCAUCCCUGGUAAACCUGCACCCAAACUCAUUCGUAAUGAUGCAAGUAUUCACUGGUGGAUGGUUGCAGCUAUGAAGCAGGGUUCAGUUAUUGUGGAUAUGGCUGCCGAAGCUGGUGGUAACUGCGAAGCGACGGUUCCUGGCAAACUCACAGUGAAGAACGGCGUAACUAUCAUAGGUUACACCGAUCUUCCAUCGCGACUUCCAACGCAGUCGUCCACUCUGUACUCGAACAACAUAACCAAGUUUUUGCUGUCUAUGGGAGAGAACAACGCUUUCAAUGUUGAUCUUGCUGAUGAAGUUGUUCGCGGUUCUAUCGUUGUCCACCAAGGUGCCAUCCUCCCUCCUGUGCCCCGACCUGCACCUCCUCCGGUCGCGCGUCCCGCUCCCAAGGUCGAGGAGAAGGCAGAGACCCUGGCCAUCACUCCCUGGCAGAAGGCUACCCGCGAGGUAGCUACUGUGACGGCUGGAAUGGGUUCCGUAGUGGCUCUCGGUAAGAUGACAGGCGCCGCAUUCAUGAGCAACUUCUUUACGUUUGGCCUCGCGGGUCUUGUUGGAUACCGAGUCGUCUGGGGAGUUGCUCCAGCGCUCCACUCCCCUUUGAUGUCCGUUACCAAUGCUAUCUCUGGGAUGGUUGGUGUUGGUGGUCUGUUCGUUAUGGGAGGAGGAUACCUUCCAGAAACCAUUCCUCAGGUAUUGGGCGCACUCUCCGUACUUCUCGCGAGUGUCAAUGUCGCCGGUGGUUUCGUCAUAACGAAGCGGAUGCUUGACAUGUUCAAGAGACCCACGGAUCCUCCUGAAUACUCUUGGUUGUACGGUAUCCCAGCUGUUGUGUUUACCGGUGGUUUCUUGGCCGCUGCAAGCACCGGUAUGGCGGGUCUUGUGCAGGCAGGCUACCUGACGAGCAGCAUGCUUUGCAUUGGUUCUCUGUCUGGGUUGGCAUCCCAGGCAACUGCACGACAAGGGAAUGUGCUGGGCAUACUCGGUGUUGGAUCAGGCAUCGUUGCCUCACUUCUGGCAGUCGGUUUCCCCCCUGCCCUGCUUGCUCAGUUCGCUGGUGUUGCUACCAUUGGAGGCACGAUCGGCGCCAUCCUUGGCCGCCGUAUCACGGCCACCGAGCUUCCACAGAUGGUGGCUGCUUUGCACUCUGUUGUCGGUCUCGCUGCUGUCCUCACCUCCAUUGGCAGUGUCCUCGCCGACCCGUCUCAUGUCUCCACGUUACACCUGGUCACUGCCUACCUCGGGGUUGUCAUUGGUGGUGUCACCUUCACCGGCUCCAUUGUUGCGUUCCUGAAGCUUGCUGGAAAGAUGGGCUCGAGGCCUUUGAUGAUGCCCGGACGACACCUCCUUAACUCUAGUUUAUUCGGAGUGAAUGUAUUAACCAUGGCUGCUUUUGUCUCGGCUGCGCCAACAGUACCCUUGGUUGCCGCGGGGUAUCUCGGAAUUAGCACGGUUCUCAGUUUCAUCAAGGGCUUUACAACGACAGCUGCUAUUGGUGGGGCUGACAUGCCUGUCGUCAUCACUGUCUUGAACGCCUAUUCAGGGUUCGCGCUGGUUGCAGAAGGCUUCAUGCUGGACAAUCCCCUGCUUACGACAGUGGGUUCGCUGAUUGGUGUUAGUGGUUCAAUCCUAUCAUACAUCAUGUGCGUGGCGAUGAACAGAUCACUACCCAAUGUUCUGUUCGGUGGUAUCGGCACUGUCGCACCAAGUGAGACCACUAAAAUUGAGGGCACUAUCACGAAGACGAAUAUCGAGGAUACGGUGGAGGCUCUUGCCAAUUCCGACAGUGUGAUCUUGGUUGUCGGAUACGGCAUGGCUGUCGCUAAGGCACAAUAUCCUAUAGCGGAAAUAUGUGCCAUGCUAAGAGCCAAGGGCAUCAAAGUGCGCUUCGCGAUUCACCCUGUAGCUGGUCGCAUGCCCGGCCAGUGCAACGUCCUGCUGGCGGAGGCCUCUGUGCCAUACGAUAUCGUCUUGGAGAUGGAUGAGAUCAACGACGAUUUCAAUGAGACCGAUUUGACGCUCGUCAUCGGCGCCAAUGAUACCGUGAAUCCCAUCUCCCUCGAGCCUGGUUCACCGAUUGCUGGCAUGCCUGUUUUGCAUGCGUGGAAGAGCAAACAGGUCAUUGUGAUGAAGAGAGGAAUGUCCAGCGCUGACGUCCCAAACCCCAUGUUCUAUAUGCCAAACACGAAGAUGUUGUUUGGUGACGCUAAAGACACGUGCGAUGCUCUCAAGAGAGGCUUGGAGCAGAGAGCAUGA
Suillus paluster is the source of this 3162-nucleotide messenger RNA. RefSeq names its product PNTB-domain-containing protein. The record is from RefSeq and is a predicted model, not a curated record. Bases 1 to 3162 code for a protein of 1053 amino acids. Gene Ontology annotation, cellular component: mitochondrial inner membrane. The transcript is spliced from 17 exons. Gene Ontology annotation, biological process: NADPH regeneration; proton transmembrane transport. Lineage: Eukaryota; Fungi; Basidiomycota; Agaricomycetes; Boletales; Suillaceae. Gene Ontology annotation, molecular function: NADP binding; NAD binding.